UAGUAAUGGUAUUAUUUCAAGGGAGCAAAUUCAGGCAAUUAAAGAGUUACGGUUAAACAACGAAUUAAUUAUCUCUAGACCAGACAAAGGAUCCGGCAUAGUGUUAUUAGAUAGGGUGGAUUAUAUCUGUAAAAUGCAACAUAUCCUCAGUGAUGAACGUAAGUUCCAGAAGCUUAUGGCCGGAAAGGACAACACAGGGGAGUUAGAGAAACAGUUGGCCGGCUGCCUCAAGCGAAUGAUGCAAGCCAAACUGAUCACAAAGAGCGAAUACGAAAAGUUGAAGCCUUCAGGUGGACACCUACCGAGAUUAUAUGGCCUUCCAAAAGUUCACAAGGAAGGCGCCCCAAUGCGUCCAAUCUUGGACAUGGUGGGUUCUCCCCAGCAUUUGUUGGCCCAAUGGAUGGUGAACAAAUUGCAACCGUUACGGGAUAUGGUUUGCACUUACUGCGUGAGAGACUCCUUCGAAUUCAUUGAGAAGAUAUCUGAACUCAACUUUACUAACAAAAGGAUGAUAUCUUUUGAUGCCCAGUCGCUGUUUACAAACAUUCCCCUGCUCGAAACGGUGGAGUACGUGUGCGAGUUGACCCGGCAACUACCAAUAUACGCUAACUUUCCGGAGUAUCUGCUAAAGGAGAUACUAUUUCGCUGCACAUUAAAUGUUCAAUUCAUGUUCAAUGGUGAGAUGUACCGUCAAAUUGAUGGAGUGGCCAUGGGAUCUCCUUUGGGGCCGUUGUUGGCUGAUAUCUUUAUGGCGAAAUUAGAACAUGGCCCACUCAGGACGCACAUCUGUGGAACUGAAAUGUACAUACGGUACGUCGAUGACACCUUCGUGCUUUGCGAAUCCGAAAAGCAUGCAGAACAGUUGCUGAAGGCCUUUAAUGAUGCACAUAAUAAUCUACGCUUCACCUGUGAGCACGAAAAUAAAAACCGUUUACCUUUCUUGGAUGUAGAAGUCAUCCGCAAUUCGGACGGCUCAUGUAGCAGAAAGGUACACAGAAAGCAUACGUGGACUGGACAGUACACUAACUUUCACAGCGCGGUGCCUUUACAGCACAAGAGGAGUUUAAUACGAUCUCUUGCCUUCAGGGCGCGCAGUAUUUGCACUCCGGAUACCGUCAACGAAGAGCUACAGAGAAUCAGCGACGCCCUUCGUGAGAAUGGUUACCCUGAUAAGUUUAUCAUGAAGCAUAUGAAAGAACGCAAGCGAAAGCCACCUAGAAGCAUUGCUCCCAAGAAAGAGCUGUUCAUACAUUUACCAUUUAAGGGCGACACUGCAGCUGAUAUCCUAUCUCGACGUUUGAAAGAUGCUGUUGAGAAAACUUAUUUCGCAGCCCGCUUAAGAAUUGUUUACCACAACAAACCAUUGCUUGCAAAACCCUUGAAAGAUAGUCUGCCAUCGUUGACCCGUUCAAUGCUCGUUUAUCAGUACUCGUGCUCUUGUGGUGCACGAUACGUGGGUCGCACAACGAGACGUCUAUCCCAGAGGAUUCGCGAGCACAUCCCGGCGUGGUUUUACAAGGGCGAAAUGAGGGCCUCAGACAGCUCAAUCAUGUCACACCUCCUCGAAAGUGGCCAUACUGCAUCGGAGAAUGACUUUAAAGUCAUCUAUUCACUACCUGAACGCUUAUCACAAGGCUUCCGAAAGCAAAUCUUGUCUAUCGCCGAGGCUAUUUACAUCCAUCAUCUGAAGCCGGAAUUAUGCGUACACAAACGAUUCAUACGGCCGAUACUACUACCUUGGCCGACUGACAUGGUUACUUAACUACCCUUUGUAACCUUAGCUAUUUACUUUAGGCCCUGAAGCCUGUAUUAAUUUCCUUUGAUGCACUUUUCCUACCAUCUGUAGCCACCUUUAGUCAUCGAUCUUGACCUUUCAAACACCUAAGAAAUCAAUCCCAGCCCGAUUUGACGCUUACCCCACAUAAUCCGUGUCAUGUAAAAGUUUGGGUCUGACGAGAUUUUACCGAAAAGA
Dicrocoelium dendriticum is the source of this 1972-nucleotide messenger RNA. Lineage: Eukaryota; Metazoa; Platyhelminthes; Trematoda; Plagiorchiida; Dicrocoeliidae. The record is from the annotation of a GenBank genome assembly.